This is a messenger RNA of Triplophysa rosa, 1693 nucleotides long. It is a transcript of the gene b3gnt3.4, whose product is annotated as UDP-GlcNAc:betaGal beta-1,3-N-acetylglucosaminyltransferase 3, tandem duplicate 4. The transcript has 2 exons. NCBI's taxonomy places the organism in Eukaryota, Metazoa, Chordata, Actinopteri, Cypriniformes, Nemacheilidae. The coding region runs from base 123 to 1268 and encodes 381 amino acids. The record is from RefSeq and is a predicted model, not a curated record. Gene Ontology annotation, cellular component: membrane. Gene Ontology annotation, molecular function: hexosyltransferase activity.
AUUUCCUCAUUAUUAGGAUUGUUGGGCGGGGAUGGCUGGUGUGACCAACACUCAACAUAUUUUUGUGCUGGCUGACACUUGAUGCACUUAAUCCGAAAACAGAAUUUACCUCAGGUGCAGCGAUGAGAAAGCGAAGCCUGGAGAAAUUUGCUAUAGUUCUGACAGGUGUUAUAUGCUUGGCAGUAAUCUUUAACAAAAACGACUAUGAAGAAAAUGAGACAUUUACCAGCGAUGAUACAUAUAAAAUAUUACGCAGGCAACCCGAUGUGCCCGAGCCGUUAACUCACCAGCCUUUGUAUUCCGACUGUGAGCGAAAUGAGUCCGCUUCUGAAGUGGAUGGAUUUUUUACCCUGCCAAAUAAUAUCCAGGACUUCCUGUAUUACCGUCACUGCAGGAGUUUUCCCAUGCUUCUCGAUGUUCCUGACAAAUGCGGAGGCCCUCAAAACUCGGCAGAUGUCUUCCUUCUACUGGUCAUCAAAAGCUCCCCCAUAAAUUACGAUCGUCGAGAAGUUCUGCGCAAAACGUGGGCCGAAGAACGGGUCUACCAUGGCGUGCACGUCCGUAGAAUCUUCAUAGUCGGAACAUCCGAAACUGGCUUUCAGAAGACAAAGUUCAAUAAACUUCUGAAGAUCGAGAACAAAGAGCACAAAGAUAUUUUACAGUGGGACUUCAAUGAUUCGUUCUUUAACCUGACGCUUAAGCAGAUCCUGUUCUUGGAGUGGAUGGAGCGACGGUGUCCGCACGCCAGAUUCCUCUUAAAUGGCGAUGACGAUAUCUUUGCCAACACGUAUAACAUGGUUGAAUUUCUGCAAGGUCAAAAGGACAAUGAUGGAGACAAGCAUCUCUUUGUAGGGCAUCUCAUCCAGAACGUAGGACCAAUAAGACACCCUGCAAGUAAAUACUACAUCCCGGUGCAAGUGCAGGAGUCCGAGAGCUAUCCUCCAUACUGUGGUGGGGGAGGAUUUCUUCUGUCCGGCUUUACAGCCAGAACGAUUUACAACAUGUCUCAUUUUAUUACUCUGCUGCCCAUUGAUGACGUUUACAUGGGAAUGUGUUUGAUAAAGGCUUGCCUCAAACCCGUGUCUCACUUUGCCAUAAGGACCGCCGGUCUAAACAUGCCUUCUGAGACUAUUGACCAAUAUGACCCUUGCUAUUAUAGAGAAAUAAUUUUAGUACAUCGAUUUCAGGCACACCAGAUUUUUGUGAUGUGGAAUGAAAUACAAAACCCAUAUUUACAUUGUGGAAUAAAGUCACCGUUGUCUCUUUAGAUCAGUCCAGAGACCAACGAAGUUGUAUAUAAUAUAUUGCACUUAAACUGCCAGAAACAGCAGUUAACUUUGUGUAUAAUGUGCAGUGAGGCUUCUUGCGAUGAUAACGAUGAUGCAUGCUUUUGUACGUGUCAUUUUUACAGGGUGAACUAUGUGUUGUGUCAAAGAGUGUUUAUUCUGUAUACUUGUUACUGCACAAGCCAUGACUCUUUUACAUCUGAAUGUAUGAGAUUAUUUUAAACGGAGAGAUUUGUUUAAUGGUGUAGUAAAUACUUUUUCCUAUUUUUAGUUAAUUAAGUUACGUUUUUUCAAAAAAUACUUUUUGCACAUAGUUUACAAUAACAGUAAAUAAAUUGUUUUGUACGUUAGUUAUGUUUUUUAUAGUACUGUAAGUAAAUUGUAGUAAAGCUGUACAUCUUUUCUAU